UGCGGGCCCUGGCGGGGCGCCGAGCUCGGCGGGCUGCGCGCCGCCGCUGCCAUGGAGAGGGGAGGCGGCGGCCGCGGGAGGGGGUGACUGCGCGCCCCGUCCCCCGAUGAGACUCUGGCCGUUCUGGCUGGGCUGCUACACCCUGCUCCUGUGGACGCUGAGGAGGAGGAUGUGGGCUGGCCCCGCCAGGUACCUGCGGAGCCCUUUAUCCAGGUCUCUCUACGCGAAUAUGAUGGGUACCCACGGUCCACCCGCUCCGGGCGCCGGGGAGAACCACCAGUGGUAUGUCUGCAACACAGAACAGUUGUCUGAAUCCCUUCAGCCUAUUUUUGUCCAGAGUUACCUUGACCAAGGAACGCAGAUCUUCUUAAACAACAGCAUUGAAAAAUCAGGCUGGCUGUUUAUCCAGCUCUAUCACUCUUUUGUGUCCUCAAUUUUUAGCCUUUUUAUGUCUAGAACAUCUAUCAAUGGGCUGCUGGGAAGGGGCUCAAUGUUUGUGUUUUCCCCAGAACAAUUUCAAAGACUGCUUAAAAUAAAUCCAGAGUGGAAAUCCCACAGACUUCUCGAUUUAGGAGCUGGAGAUGGAGAGGUUACUAAAGUCAUGAGUCCUCACUUUGAAGAAAUCUAUGCCACUGAGUUGUCUGAAACUAUGAUAUGGCAGCUACAGAAGAAAAAAUACAGGGUGCUUGGUAUAAAUGAAUGGCAGAACACAGGAUUUCAGUAUGAUGUUAUCAGCUGUUUGAAUUUGCUGGAUCGCUGUGAUCAGCCACUGACUGUAUUAAAAGAUAUUAGAAGUGUCCUGGAGCCAACUAGAGGCAGAGUCAUUCUAGCAUUAGUUCUGCCGUUUCACCCAUACGUGGAAAAUGGUUGCCACAUUUGAGCUGUGUUGGAGCAACAUGGGAAAACUGAUCUCUGAUUAGGGCCCUCUGCUGCUGUCACAUAGGUAACCCCAGUUGUCUCUAGCAACCGUUGAACAAAUCCAUCAGAACUGUCUGUAGUAUUGAGUAGAGCAGCUUAGCUCAAAAUGUUUCAAGCGUUCCAGAUGAACUACACCUAAAAAUUACUAGGGAGAUAAUGUUUGCUGUCCAAUACAAGCUCUCGGAGUAAAAUAUAGACCAUGUACUAAUGUGAAAUACCAACCAUUAUUAGUAGUGUACUAAUAACUGGAAUAAGAAGUAAAAUUUAUUGCUGACAUUCCAUUAUUUCCUGUAGUUGCAUUUUAAAAAAACGCAUGAGAGUCAUUUCAAAUGAAUCUUUCUCUGUGACUGCACAUCAGAAGAGGCUAGAAGCUUCUUUCAGGUGCCUGUGAUUGUGGGGAUUCAACUUGAGGCAUGCUAAAGGAAGUUUAAGUUCUAAAGGCUGGUGUUCAUCAGUCAUUCUUUGGACGUUGGCUGUCCUCAACUAGUAAGAAUUGUCAGCAGAAGUAUAUGUGCUCCUAGAAAGUACAAGCUAAUAAUGUUAAUGUUUUGGAAAUCAUAAAUCAAAAGGAAUCUAUUUUUCUUUAUGCCAUUAACACUGGGGAAGGAGGGGGAUUGAGAGAGGCAAAGGAAAAAAGAAAGUUAAGUCUAAAAAUAAGAUAAUUUGAAGAGCUACUUAAAGCAUGGUAUUUGAGCAUGUUGUUUGAUAGCUGUUCUAAAAAGUAAUAUGUCUUAAAUGAGAUAAGAGUUUGACUUAUGCAUCUGUAUGAUAUUUUCAAGCAGGUUUGGUUGCAGCUGUGUUCCUAUAAUGUAGGAUUGUUUCACUUCCUCUCUUUAGAAUCAUGUGAUGAUAGAAUUGCUCAGGUUGGAAAAGACCUUAAAGAUCAUCGAGUCCAACCACAACCUAACCAUAUUACCCUAACUAACAGCCCUCCACUAAAUCAUGUCCCUGAGCAACUUAAAAUUAUUUUAAAUUCCAAGUAACAGCAUUGUCUCACUAGACUUCCAUGAGUGUAUUAGAAGCAGAAAUCGAGGAGUGAUUUGUGUGUUUGUGUGCCUUAAAAACUAUAUGUCGUUGUGUUUUGCAAUCACUGUUACGCCCAGUAUCUACUCUUCUGCAUGUUGUUGGGUAACCACGCUAGACCACGUGUAACUUCCUCACUCACCAGGAGGUAGAUAGAUUAAGAAAGAAAAAAAUACUCCAAGCCCAUUUAUAAUCCAUCAUUAUUUGCCUGCAGCAUACUGGGAAUAGAAUAGGUUAUUAAAUUUGGAAAUCCUGAGAGAC
This is a messenger RNA of Phasianus colchicus (ring-necked pheasant), 2202 nucleotides long. NCBI's taxonomy places the organism in Eukaryota, Metazoa, Chordata, Aves, Galliformes, Phasianidae. The record is from RefSeq and is a predicted model, not a curated record.